Messenger RNA from Ostrea edulis (European flat oyster), 5969 nucleotides. Its product is annotated as mucin-2-like. The transcript has 7 exons. The record is from RefSeq and is a predicted model, not a curated record. The coding region runs from base 478 to 1707 and encodes 409 amino acids. Lineage: Eukaryota; Metazoa; Mollusca; Bivalvia; Ostreida; Ostreidae.
AAACCAGUUUUUCAUUAAGAUACAAUUUUAUUCAUUAGAAAGGUACAACUAGUUGUUUCUCUCAGGAACUCAACAGAGGUUUUACAGACAGAAGCGAGGAGAUAUUAUGUAUCAGAUGUUCAAAAACUAGAAUGCAAGAUCGUAUAUCAAUCACCACAGUGCCCUGAUGAGUCUUUGACCACCAAGACCUGCGAUGAUCACAGAUGGAAUGGGAGAGCACAAAUAUCGUUUUCUGUUAGAAAGUCUUCCCGAAUAGUUGUAUCUAACACGGAAGUGGAAGUUGAAUAUGAAAACAUCACAAACACUAACGACAGUCUCAAUGUUAAUAUCAGUGGACAUUGCUGCAUACAAUCAGUUCAACUCCGUGCUUACGACGACGACGGGUACAUUGCAGAUUGUCAAUUCCUGUUUUCUAACGGUUCUAUUCAGGCUGUUGAACCUGAGACAACAACGGAACCAACCACAAUUACAACGAGCAUGGAGGAAACAACAACUGACUCCUAUACAACUACAACUGAAGAAAACACACCCACUGAAGAGUGGACAACAACAACUUUAGAACCCAUGACAGCUCCAACAGAAACCGAGUCAGAUAAUCUAGAAACAACAACGGGAUUAAUCUCUGAUACAACAACCGUGAAUGAAAGUACGACGGAACCCCCGAUAACAACAAUAACGACGACCAUGACAACUACUACAACGGAAGAAGGUACAAUCACAACAGAGUGGACAUCAACGACAACAGAACUGAUUACAACUUCCACAGAGUCAGUUAAAACAGAGACGACAACGAAUCCUACCUCAUCCAAAAGGAUAGAAACAACAACUACAGAGUACAUCUCGACUGUGGAGUCCACAACAACAACCACAGCUGCUCCUCCGCCUCCAUUAACAACUAAAGAGGCAUCAAUACUAUCAACAACAGAGGUAAAACCUACAACUAUAGAGGCAUCAUCAACAACUACAGUAGAAUCACCACCAUUAACAACCACAGAGACACCACCACCAACAGAGGCACCAACAACAACUACAAUGAAAUCACUACCAUCAACAACCACACAGACUCCACCAUCUACAGAGGCACCAACAACAACUACAAUGGAAUCACUACCAUCAACAACCACACAGACUCCACCAUCUACAGAGGCACCAACAACAACUACAAUGGAAUCACUACCAUCAACAACCACACAGACUCCACCAUCUACAGAGGCGCCAUCACCAUCAACAACCACAGAGGUACGAUCAACAACCACAGAGACACCAACAACAACUGCAGAGACACCACCACCACCAACUACAGAGACUAUAGAGACAGCAAUAAUCACGACACCAGUGACAACGUCAACUGAAGAAUCAACAAUAGAAAAGGAAACCCCAACGAUGAUUGAUACAAAUGUUAAAGAAACAUCAACCAUGACAACAGACUCUGAACCGACUAGGAAAGAAGUUAGAAUAACUCAGACUUCAAUAACAAAUGGGGAUAAGUUAGAAUCAUCACCAAUAUUUCUGCCAAUUGUCACUGUGAGUGGAACAGCCAUAUUGAUUGUCAUAGGAGUGUUUUCGGUAACAAUGUACAAGUUAUAUACAAAAAGAAAAUCAUCUGAAAACUCGUCAUCGUUUACAAACGAAGAAAAUGCAAAACCUUUCAAUGGAAAUGGUAAAAACAAAGCAAUACCAGGGAUUUUCGAUAGUAUCGACAGGUAGAAAGACGAAAAGCUUUAAAACGGAAGUUACGUUGUUACAUUUUAAUUUGUAUACAACCAUAAUACUGCUGUUGAAUUUAUAGAGUCCAAUCAUUAUACAGCAAAGACAUGAUUGGGUCAAAUGUAAAGAUGUAAGUAAGUUUCGCUAUUUUGAGCUUGAUGAAGUGGAUAUAUUUCUGUAGACGGACACUAUCAAACAGGGUACCUCUAAUCUGUCCUUCGCAACAUUUCGCAAGUAGGUUAAGGGCUUCCAUGGUCAAAUGCACAAUAAUCAUGGAGUGAAAUUGCACCUCAAAUGCACAGGUAUCAUUACACUUGUUACGGUUAAACACCGAAACGAUACUACCCAUAUUUUGACUGUGACUGAGCUACCGUAAAUUCCCCUUAUGGUAAUUUCCCGUGACGUCAGUUAAAUAUCACGUAACACUUUAUUUUUGGAAAACAGCAAGAGGCCCUCUUUGUGAACAAAAGUUCAGGUUCAUGCAGGUUACCAGCUGAAUUUUCAUUGAUAUACUCAGAAAAAAAAAUAAAAAUCCUUAACAUGGAAAGUUUUGGGAACAAAUGAAUACUCAAACUAACCAUGCUGUAAUUUAACAACAUAUGAACAGUCAUCAGCGAAUUACCGGGGUUGUCCACAUUCUUAUAUAUAUCAUACCGUUAAUAUACAAGACAGAAAUAGCUUUCCGCACUUUUCAAAAGCAUAAAUAUAUCUAGAUUAUAUAGCAGAAAAAUUCAUAUUGGUUUUUUCAUAGCAGAUGAACCUGAACUUUGCCGCUGUUUAUGUAGUAUGAGAUUAUUUAUGUACAUGGGGGGAAUUUUUAAACGCAUCAGUCAUUCAGAUUAGGGGCGAUUUCAAGGUCACAAUAUGAUAUGAAUAUCACCUUCGUGCAUUCUAUAUAUUAGAAAUGGAGAAUGAUUUGAUAUCAUAAAGGAAUAUUAUAUCUAUAUAUAUUCAUUUGACAAGAUAUAUUUUCACGUAUACAGCUUAACACUUGAUAACAGUAGUAAAUAACGACAAAAUAUUAUGACACUUUCCCCGCGAUACUACUAUCAGAACAUGUAUGCUGUGACGUACUUUUCAUUGUGACGUCAUAUGGUGCGAAGUGCACAGAGGCAGCACUGUGAUUUUUCUCGGAUAGCCUUAAGGUAGUGAUUGCAUGGGUCAUUGAAAAUUAAUGAAUCUAUGAAUUUUUUUGAUUUUUACAUAUUUUGUAGUUGACAGUAUCUGUAACUCAUUAAGAAAGUAUCAUAUAUGGUUUUCACGGAAAUUGUGACUCUACGGUUGUCAUAGUAACCCCUCUUGUUGACUUUCCGUAAUAAAUGGUACAGGUAUUACAGGUGAUGUUUAAAACAGAUACAAAAGGGGUAAGAGAUACACAUUUUAUAUCAAAUUGAAGUUAAAGCCUUAAAUAAUAUAUGAUUUGUAUUAAUAUGUCGAUUUAUUUUCAUAUGAAGGAGAAGCAGGGCUGCUUAUGAGCAAUUUCGCAAUUUUUAGAAAGCAAUUAUUCACCAAAUCGGACAUAUUUUCACUCCCUGAGGAAUAAAUGACCAAUUAAUUUUUUUUAUUUUUAAAUAUGUUUUAACAUAUGUUAGGAGGAAUUUUUCCUGAAAGUAUCAAUAUUGGUUUUCAGGUUUACUAUGGCGCUAUGAUCACUAUAGUUACUCCCUCCCACUCCUUACAUAAAUGCUGCAGGUGAUAAUUACAAUAAAUAUGCAUCUUACAUGCAUUUAUUUCAACUCAUAUUAAAACUAUGAAAAUGUUUUGAUGUUUAUUAUUGAAUUUAUUUUACAUAGAAUGAUAGUACUGUUGCUUUGGAGAUGUUUUUAUUACUUUCUGUUUGAAAUUACUCUGUAAGCGUAUGUUAAAAACGCGGGAAAUGUAACCCUUCCGAUGUAAACUGUGUAUUGUGACGUCGAUACCUGCAACGUCUUUAUUUUUUUUCUCUCCUUUCAAACCAAGCGAUUAUCAACCAACAAAACUUUUUACUUUUUAUAUUAUAAGAAAUAACUGAACUAAUUGAGAAAAAGAUAUUAACAGCAAGCGCUGCUUUUCAAAAUACACACUUUUUGAUUUCUCUUAACAUCCACGUUACAUAGUAGCAUUUUAGAUUUAUGUACACUAACACAAUAUACAUGUUAUGAAAUUCAUAGCAUUAUAUAUUAUGAUUGUAAUAGGCUUAGUGGUUUGUAAAUUAAAUUUACGUGCUGCAAAACUGAAAAUUAACAGGGGAGGGGGAGAGUGCAUGUAUUAUGGAGACUUAGGGCCUAAUGACUAUUUUUUUUUUUUUUUAAAAAGAUAAUUAAAACGUAACGGAUUUUUCAUUUGUAUUGUAUUUCAUUUGUAUAUUUUUAAACAUUUUUUCACUUUACCCUGUGUCUAGUUAUAGGCUAUAGCUGUCAAGUCUGUUUGCAUCGUCUGCCAUUAUUACUGAUGCUUAAGCGCUUGACGUAUUCCGGAAUAGGAAACGAAAAUAGUCUAGUUUUAGAUACUACCUGAAUAAACCACGUGAUGCCUUGCAAUCACUACCUUAACUCAGCUGCGUUGUGUAAUACGUUUUUACCGAAAAUUCGGAUCCUAAUUUUUUAAUAGUUUCCUACCGGCGGAAUGUAGGUUUGGACUCCUUCGACUGUCUAUCAGUCCAUAAAAAUCAGCUUUACGCACAUUUUUCGUCAUGAUUGUAGAUAUACAUUUGAUAUUUGGUACAUUGCUUUUCCAUGACAAGUUACAGAUCAAGUUCGAAUUUUGUUCCGGUCCAUUGAAAUUUUGCUGAGUUGUGACCCUUGGACAUAGAAAAUAUGGAAUAUGAAUAUGUCAUAUAUGGCGUUGAUUAUAUGGGACCUGAUUAUUCUUGUGCAUAUUUUUUUUAAGGUAUGAUUAUUCACGCAGAAUAUUUAACAUAGCUUCACAUGCUAAAGUGUAAGUGUAUUUAUCUGUUGUAUCCAAUACCCAUGGCAUAUUACAUGUAUAUAUUGUAAUAUUUAUGGAGAGGUGCAAACUUGACUCCUAUCCGUUUGUCUCCAAUCCAUUUGACUGUUCAAUAAAAUUUGAAAGAAGUGAACAUGAAAAUUGUUGCACUAUAAGUUUAAAAGACCCCUGAAACUAAAUAGUAUGACCUGAAAAUAAUUUGCUUGUUUCUAUAACGAGUCUCUCUAGGUGAAAGGUUUACAGAAGUCAUUUCCCAGCAUGCAUCUGUGCUCUGACGUAGAUGAGACACGUUGUUGGUGACUGGGUCAAUGUUACAGCAUAAGAUUAUGGAUUCAUAUUAGAAUUGAUGGAUAGGCUUUGAGACAAAAAAGAAUUUAAUUCAAUUCUAAUAACAAUGCAUUAAGAAAAAGAAGAAAACUCUUCCACAAAAUAUCUCCAGUUCUUCCAACUUCUGUACUUACUCAGAAGUUCUGCAUCUUUCAAGAUUCAAAAUCAAUUAAUUAUGAUAGAUUUUAAAAUAUUUGGAGAUAAUCAAAGUGGCUAUGUCACAUAAAAGUACUACAAUACAUUGUCAAGUAAUUUAUAUAUCGAUAGUAAUUGAUGUACAUGGACCACAGAAUAAUUUUGGAAAUGCAAUUUAUUCACACUAAAAGUACUUAUUCAGAAUCUAUAUCAGAGUCUGAGGUUUCAAGAAAUCCUUCAUAAUUGCAGUGUUCUCUAGAAAAUACUCCCUUAAAUUAUGUCACAACAAAUGAGAGUAAAACUGCUCUGAAUCCCCCCCCCCCCCAAGAGACUUACCUCGUCUGACCUAGUUGAUAAACUGUCCGUAGGCCAUUACUCUUGAUGGCAUGUUUGCAACAGAAUUGUUACUGUUUACACACAAAUGGAAUGUUAUGUUUAGAUUUUAGUGUGUGUGAACACGGAAUGUAUUUUUCUAUUUUGUGUUUUUCUUACUUCUUAAAUCAUCUGGCGCUCUUCCUCUCUGGAUACAUAGAUAUGAGCUGUAUCAAUUAUAACAGGACUUAAGCACAAAUGUCAAAAUAUGGGUGUAGAGACCUGCACUUUAAGUGUAUAUCUAUGUAAUCUGACACAAAAUGUUUAAACUCGUGACAACAAAGACACUCCUUGAAUGUACAUAAGUACAAUUUCCACAAGCAAAUUAAUCAAGGAAAUUCCUCUCUCAUUAAAAUCAAACGCUGGUGAAGAAGCAUUAUUCCAAGGAAUAAUUUCUUCCUCUGUAACAACAGGUUCAAAUUGAUAUCCCACAUUUGAUUCACUUUCUGCUGAUGACAAUUUAACGUUGAUGCUUACAAUAUGCCAAAAUACACUAUGCGCCC